UUUGGAAGGCUGGACAUUGUGGUUAACAACGCUGGAGUGAACAAUGAGAAGGACUGGGAAAGCACUAUCCAAAUUAACUUGACGUCUGUGAUCAGAGGAACCUACCUCGGCCUAGAAUACAUGAGAAAAGGAAACGGAGGCGAUGGAGGAGUGAUCAUUAACAUCUCAUCUUUGGCAGGCCUCAUGCCGGCUGCGUUCCAGCCCGUGUACUGUGCUACAAAGCACGGUGUCAUCGGAUUCACACGCUCCAUAGCAUUAGCAGCAAGUAUGGAAAACUACGGCGUGAGGCUCAACACAAUUUGCCCAGGAUUCGUCAACACGCCCAUUCUGCAGUCGAUAGACAAGGAGGAGAACAUGGGACAAUAUUUUUCGUAUAAGGACGAGAUCAAAAAUAUGAUGCAGUUCUACGGCGUGAUGGACCCAUCCAGAAUUGCUGAGGGACUGAUAACAAUCAUUGAAGACGACACUCUAAACGGAGAAGUGAUGAAGAUUACAGCAUCCCAAGGGAUUCAUUUUCAAGAAUACAGCCAAACACCUUUUACAUCAUCAAAGAGAUAAAAAAUUGUUUUACACUAAUUAUUUUUGGCUUUUUUUAAAUAUAAAAAAUUUUUUUAAAUUGCAAAUUUUUGGAAAAAAAAAGGUUAGUGUUGUGUCUGGAGCAGUGUUCAAACAUUUGCACCGUAAUAACAAAGAGAUGGAGAAGAAAAUCUGGUGUGGGAAAACGUUACCAUCCUAUUUUGAUUCUAUAAGUGCCAAUAAUAGAAUUUAUUCUGUAGAAUAAACACACUGCUCUGAAGAUUUUUGAUUCUGCAGCAGCUGGGGCCAGUUUUUUCCUUCUGGUAGUUCUGAUCUACCUACUCCAGGCGUAUUUUGGUGGACCUGACUUACUUUUUAUCAUUCUUUUCACUGUUGUAACCGUCUGAGUAUUUAAAUCUCGAAUUCCUCAGGCCGGGAAUUUGGGUCAGGAAUCCAGAAGACAAAUAUACCUAUAAGGAGUUAGGAAAUUAUAUUUUCUUAAGAAAUGUAAAAUAGAGCCAAAAGAAAAAUUCUCUCUCCUUGCUUAUAUGUGCAACUAAAUACGUUGCAUAUCACACAAGGAAGUACAGAUUUUUAUCUUCUUGGAUUUUAGCUAUUUAUAAAAUAGUUCUGAAAUAUUUUUGUUUUCUUUUAUAGAUUUAUAUAUUUGAAUUUUCUCUCUCUGUACAUACAAGGAUAAAUACUUGGCAUUGAUUGAAAUGUCUAUUACUCAUUAAAUCUCAUUUUCUAAACCUUUCAAUCUAAUUUCUUGCCUUGAUUGAUUAAAACCUCAGUUAAAUCCUGAA
Molecule: messenger RNA, 1322 nt
Organism: Calidris pugnax (ruff)
Lineage: Eukaryota; Metazoa; Chordata; Aves; Charadriiformes; Scolopacidae
Gene: HPGD
Product: hydroxyprostaglandin dehydrogenase 15-(NAD)
Exons: 5
Coding region: 121-558 (145 amino acids)
Cellular component (GO): cytoplasm
Molecular function (GO): oxidoreductase activity, acting on the CH-OH group of donors, NAD or NADP as acceptor
Source: RefSeq, a predicted model, not a curated record